This is a messenger RNA of Brettanomyces nanus, 1764 nucleotides long. RefSeq lists its product as uncharacterized. Lineage: Eukaryota; Fungi; Ascomycota; Pichiomycetes; Pichiales; Pichiaceae. Gene Ontology annotation, biological process: protein folding; response to endoplasmic reticulum stress. Gene Ontology annotation, molecular function: protein disulfide isomerase activity. Gene Ontology annotation, cellular component: endoplasmic reticulum. The transcript has a single exon. The coding region runs from base 1 to 1764 and encodes 587 amino acids. The record is from RefSeq and is a predicted model, not a curated record.
AUGCUUUUUACAUCAUUAGUUUCAUUACUUGUUACGUCAUUGAGUGUUGUUAGGGGUGAAGACUCUGCUGCAGUUGCUCCAGAAGACUCUGCUGUUGUGAGCCUAAAUGCUGACAACUUCGAGGACUUUGUUAGUCAGCAUCCUGUUGUGCUAGCCGAGUUUUUUGCUCCAUGGUGUGGACAUUGUAAGCACUUGGGACCUGAAUUUGUCGCUGCUGCUGAUGUGUUGUCGAAGAAAGACAUUCCAUUGGCUCAAGUGGACUGCACUGAAGAGAGAGACCUUUGCUCCAAGUAUGAGGUGAGAGGUUACCCUACCCUGAAGGUGUUCAGAGGUUCGCCAUCGGACUAUUCCGAUUACAAUGGACAGAGAAAGUCUGAUUCCAUCAUCAAUUAUAUGACGAAGCAGACUUUGCCUGCUGUCAGCGUCUAUGAGGAUGCUGCUGACUUGUUGGAGGCCAUCUCUGAAGUCAAGGAUUCGUUCAUCUUACAGGUCCUUCCUAAGGGCGUCACUGUGGGCAAUGGUACUUUUUACGAGAUUGCAGACGCUCAGAGAGAUCUCUUCUCCUUUGCCACUACCAGCAAUGAAGAGUAUGUUAAGAAGUAUGCUCCAAAGUCCGGGAAAAAACCAGGUUAUGUCAUUUUCAGGCCAGACGAGGAAAUCUCCGAUGCAUCUGUCUACGACGACAAAUUGAUUGAUGAGGAGCAUUUGAACAAAUUCAUUGAAGUUGAGACAAAGCCUCUACUUGGUGAGCUGGAUGGUUCAUCUUUCCGUAGUUACAUGGGUGCCAACUUACCAUUGGCUUAUUACUUCUACAAUGAUCUUACUCAGCGUGAUGAGAUCAAGCCUUUGCUCUCCAAAUUGGCUAAGACUUACAGAGGUAAGAUGAAUUUUGUUGCUUUGGACGCUACUAAGUACGGUGUUCACUCUCAGAACUUGAACAUGGAAGAGAAAUUCCCAUUAUUCUCGAUCCACGACAUUCCAUCUAAUCUUAAGUAUGGUAUCUCUCAAGAGAAGGAGUUGAACAACAAGGAUAUUUCGUCGUUCGUCACUAAAUUCUUUGCUGAGAAGUUGGAGCCAAUUGUCAAAUCCGAGCCUAUUCCAGACACUCAGAACAGUUCUGUCUAUCAUUUGGUUGGUUAUGAAUAUGAAAAGAUUGUGGCUAGUCCAAAAGAUGUCUUUGUCAAGUACUAUGCACCAUGGUGUGGACAUUGUAAGAGAUUGGCUCCAAUUUAUGAGUCUUUGGCUGACCUUUAUGCCGAGGAUGAUAAGGCUAGUGGAAAGGUUCUUCUUGCCGAGAUUGACCACACUGCCAACGAUAUCAAUGGUGUUGACAUCCAGGGAUAUCCAACUUUGAUUUUAUAUCCAGCUGACGGUUCUGACCCUGUUUUGUUUGAGGGACAGAGAACUUUGGAAGGUAUGGCUGACUUCAUCAAGGAGAAUGGUUCUACUGGUGUUGAUGGUACUGCUUUGUACGUGAAGCAGCAGGAAAACUCGAAGGAUGAGGAGAACGAAGACGAAGACGAGGAAGUUGAAGCCGAGGAAGAAAAGGUCGCAAAGCUUGUUGAAAAGAUUGAAAAGGCUCAAAAGCCCGUUGCAGACGUCGCCGAAAAGGUGAAGGCUGCUGCUGGUUCCAUUGGUCAAAAAAUUCAAGAGAAAUACGAGCAAGCCAAAGAUUUGUUAUUAGCCAAAAAGGAAGAGUGGACUGAGAAGCUUCAGGGAGUUCAAAAGGCCCCUGAAGAAGAGGAGGAUCAUGAUGAGUUGUAA